Messenger RNA from Amphibalanus amphitrite, 1701 nucleotides. RefSeq names its product skin secretory protein xP2-like. The transcript has 4 exons. Lineage: Eukaryota; Metazoa; Arthropoda; Thecostraca; Balanomorpha; Balanidae. The record is from RefSeq and is a predicted model, not a curated record. The coding region runs from base 1 to 1701 and encodes 566 amino acids.
AUGACUAUCAUUCAAGAACUGACGGCACUGCUGGAGAGGCAAGUGAAGAGAGCCGCCGACGCCGACAAGCGCCUGGAGCGCUUGGAGAGGCUGCUAACCAGGGAGCCCUCCGCGGGAACGGACGCGACGACCGGAGUGUCAGAGUCGGGGGCUGAGCGAGGCGCUGAUGGAUCCGUUGGACCAGCUGCCGCCGCCCGCCGGACUGUCUGCCUGCCGGUGUCGGCAACCCCGACCGCGCGACCGAAGUCGGCAUCGACGUGCAACGACCGUGCCGAGUGCAGUGUUCCCGACAGUGAUUUAGGAGCGGUGAGCUGCAGGCAAGAGGACUUUGAGCUGACGCUCAAAUACGCCGUGACCCACGCCGGCGGAGACACGUGUCGCGCCGCUGGCGCCAUCUGUCGUGCGUGUGGCGAACCAGGACAUUUUGAGGUGGUGUGCCACCAGAGGGCCAGCACCACGGCCGAUCGUCCAGUGGCGACAUCUGCAGUGACGAGAGUACGCGACUCACCGGUGGUGGCGCCAGCGGACACGGGCCGCACCGGCAGUACUGCAGCGCAGCCGACUGAGCCGGUCGGAGCUACCGCAUCCUACGGAGCCUCACCGCCGCCGGCCGGAGGCAUCCCAACUUGGAGCACGGACCGAGUGUACCGAGCCUCGCCGCCGCCGGCGGACACGGACCGAGCUGGGUGUACCGCGGCGCAGUCUACAGAGCCGGCUGGCGCCCACGGAGCUUCGCCGUCGCCGACGGGAAGCCUUCCAACGCGGACCAGCUACGGACACGGAACCGCCGACAACGCCGUGUCACAGCCGCCGGCGGACACGGGCCGAGUCGGGCGUACCGCGGCGCUGUCUACGGAGCCGGACGGAGCUACUAGAGCGUACAGAGCCUCGCCGACGCCGGCGGGAGGUCUACAAACGCGGACCGGCGACGGAAACAAAACCGCUGGUGACGCCGUGUUGCCGCCGCCGGCGGACACGGGCCAGCCCGGGGCCACUGCGGUGCAGCCCGCAGGCCCGGCCGGUCCCGCUGAAGCCUACGGAGCCUCGCCGCCGCCGGUGGGGGGCAUCCCAACGCCGAGCACGGGCCAAGGUGCAGCGGCCGGCCCCGCCGUGUCGUCGCCGCCGGCGGACACCGGCCAGAUUGAGUCCACCGCAGGGCAGUCUAGCGGGCCAGCCGACACCCACGGGGCCUCGCCGCCGUCGGCGGGAGGCCUACAAACGCUGAGCACGGGCCCAGGUGCAGCUGCCGGCCCCGCCGUGUCACCGCCGCCGACGGACACGGGCCAAACCGACUGUUCCGUGACACAGCCCACCGUACCCGGUGAGACUGAUGACGCCUACGGAGCCUCGCCGCCGCUGGUGGGAAGCCCGCCGACGCAAAGCAGGGACAGAGAAGAGGUCGUCAGUGACGCCGUGUCGCCGCCGCAGGCGGACAUGGGACAGACCGACUGUGCUGAGGAUGACGCGGGUCUGGCGCCGCUCGUGGGCCCGGUUCAGGGGAUGGCCGGAGACGCCGCUGGCUGUGAUCCGUGGCCGCCACCCGACACCGGAGCGCCGCCUACCGGUGACCUCUCGGGUGACAACGGGCGCGCCCGCUGCGGACGCCGGAACAAGCGCCCGCCGCCAUGGGUCGCAGCAGUCGUGUGUGCCAGCCCCGAUCGUCUGUUCGUUCGUUGGGGUGCGACCUCGUAUGAGGAGUGA